AAAAUUAAAAGAGCAUGAUUGCACGAUAGAUGUUCACCACUUGCUCGUGAAAGCUUAGAUGCAAUUUUAAAAGUGUACAAGUGAAAGAUGUCUUAUAAAAAAAAGUCAGUGGCUGAAAAAAUUGAUAAAAUUUUAUGUGACACAGCUAAGCCCUUUGUAUCAGAUGACGAGGCUGAUGAAACAAAGGCCAAGACUGUCGAUUACGACAGUGAAAGCGAAUUCGACGUCGAAGAUUUUAAAGAUGAAUUCAACAAAUCCAAUCUUCGAAAGCGAAACUCUAAUCUCUUAGAAGAAUACGACAAAAGAUACUCGGCUAAAAAAGUUCCUAAAAUUAAAAUUUUCAAUCAGGAUGAUGAUUCUGAAGACAGUGUUGGCCAACAAGCCAAUGACUCAAACGAUAACAUAUCAGAUGACAAUGAUGAAACUGCAUCGAAUAGUGAGUCUGAAAGAAGUGAAGAAGCCAUUGAUAGUGAUGGUUCGGAGGGUGAACAACAAAUCGAUGGACCAAGUGAUGAAAAACAUAGUACCUCUUCUCAAAGAGGUAGCAGCGAAAGCAGUGAUGAUGAUUAUGACAAAGAAGAAUCUGAUUGUGAUGGUUUGGAUAAAAGUAUUGAUUUGUCCAAUCCUCUUAGAAGGGAUCGAGGAAAAAAACAGAAUAGUAUCAUCACCGUUACAGGUACAAAUUUUAGGGCAGAAAUAGAAAAAGGGAAUGCUGUUAAAAAACAGUUACAGCUUUGGGAAAAUCUUCUGGAGGUGAGAAUUAAGUUUCAAAAGUGUUUAGUAGAUAGCAAUAAAUUUCCACAACACGAUGUUUAUAGUGAAUACAGCAAAAAUAAUCAAUUUACAAAAGAUAAUAAAAUAUUAAGUAGUAAGCUUAGUAACUUGUUGAGUAAUUUGUUGGAUUUGCAAAGCAAACUAUUAAAUCAGUAUCCCGAAACAAAAAGUAUUCUAUCAAAAAAUGAGAGGAGCAAAGCUGAAAAAACAAAGCCUAACAAUGAGAUUGAUUCCAUGGAUGAAGAAAUUCCUUCUGACUUUGAAGAUGGAGAGAAUGAAAGUAAAAAAGGGAGUGAAUCAGAAAGUGAUGAUACAGACGAUGAAGCAUUGUCUGAUAAAGAAGAAGAUGAAGAAGUGGAAGCUGAACCACCAAAAAAAAAGAUAAAAUUUCAUAGAUUUGAGGGGAUUAUUGCUAAGAAUCACAAAACUUAUAAGGAAUACAGAAACUCUGUCAUACAAAAGUGGAAUGAUAAGGUACGGAUAGCAACAGGUGCAGUAUCCAAAGGUUCAAAUCAGUCUGCUCUUCAACAAAUCGAAUUUGUCUUAGCCAAUAAAGAUAAGUUGAAAAAGAAGACGCAGCUGAAGCGCUCAGAAUAUGAUAUAGUAGGUAAAACUGCAUGUGUCCAGGAGAACGACGAUGGGCGACGUGUGCAAGAGUACGACAGUGAGAUAUUCGAUGAUGACGAUUUCUAUCAUCAGCUUCUAAAAGAGCUUAUCGAAUUUAAAUCAAUUGAUAUUCAAGAUCCGCUCAAAUUGAGCCAACAGUGGGUCCAAUUACAGAACAUGCGAAGCAAGAUGAAACGAAAAAUUGACACAAAAGCGACAAAAGGCCGCAGACUGCGUUACAACGUUCAUCAGAAACUAGUAAAUUUUAUGGCACCGAUUACGGUAAACGAUACUUGGACGAAUCAUGCCAAAAAUGAACUUUACAGUUCCCUAUUUGGCAAAGUAAAACCUGCAAGUUAAGAGAGAAAAGUAAUAUUGCCAAAUACUUUGCUGUUGUUUUUUGUCAUUGAAAUGUCUCGAAUUUUGAUGAUGAUAUGUAAAUAUAUUUCAUAAGAAUAAACAUAUAAAUUUUUUCAAUUA
This is a messenger RNA of Copidosoma floridanum, 1860 nucleotides long. It is a transcript of the gene Aatf, whose product is annotated as Apoptosis antagonizing transcription factor. The record is from RefSeq and is a predicted model, not a curated record. Gene Ontology annotation, biological process: regulation of transcription by RNA polymerase II. Lineage: Eukaryota; Metazoa; Arthropoda; Insecta; Hymenoptera; Encyrtidae. Gene Ontology annotation, cellular component: nucleus; nucleolus.